Molecule: messenger RNA, 1666 nt
Organism: Magnolia sinica
Lineage: Eukaryota; Viridiplantae; Streptophyta; Magnoliopsida; Magnoliales; Magnoliaceae
Product: structure-specific endonuclease subunit SLX1
Exons: 4
Coding region: 54-1265 (403 amino acids)
Biological process (GO): double-strand break repair via homologous recombination
Cellular component (GO): Slx1-Slx4 complex
Molecular function (GO): crossover junction DNA endonuclease activity; 5'-flap endonuclease activity
Source: RefSeq, a predicted model, not a curated record
CCUCUCACGGAGAAAACGUGUCCAGAGAAAACGGAGAGAGAUCUGAAACUGAAAUGCCAAAAUCAGAUGCAGAGAGAGGAGAGGAUGACGAGAGAGGAAGAGGAUUCUUCGCCUGCUAUCUUCUCUGCUCUUUGAGCCCUCGCCAUAAAGGUCACACAUAUAUUGGAUUCACCAUCAAUCCUCGCCGUAGGAUUAGGCAGCAUAAUGGUGAAAUAAGGUGUGGUGCAUGGAAGACGAAGCGGAAGCGGCCAUGGGAAAUGAUACUAUGCAUAUACGGCUUUCCCUCCAAUGUGGCAGCACUCCAGUUUGAAUGGGCAUGGCAGCACCCAAAGGAGUCCCUGGCUGUGAGAAAAGCAGCUGCAAGCUUCAAAUCACUCGGCGGGAUCGCCAACAAGAUCAAGCUCGCCUAUGCAAUGCUCGCACUUCCCGCCUGGCAGACCUUAAAUCUCACCGUCAAUUUCUUCUCGACAAAGUACAUGAAGCAUACAGCCGGCUGUCCACGCUUGCCGGAGCAGAUGGAGGUCCGGGUCUGCCCCAUGGACGAACUUCCUUGCUACAUGGAAGGUCGGAUUUUCGAUGACACUGAAGAUGAUGAAGAUGGUGAUGAAGAUGGACACAAUCAGAAAACAUCUUUGGAUGAUAUGUCAUUUGAUGAUCAUCAUCUAGUGGAGGAUCAACAUGUCAUGGACAACAGCACCUGCCCUGAUCUCUUAGCAUGGAUUGAAGAUGAUGGUUUGAGAUGGGCAACAGAUAAUGGAUCAUCUGGGGACGUCAAAGAAGGUAAUUCGGCAGGCCACUCGACUCAACCAUCAACCCCAAGAUCUGAUGAUAGUCCUCUAUCAUCAGAAAAAAUGUUCUGUAAUCUCUAUCCAUGGACUGAAAAAUAUGAAUUCAGACAGCAAACAGAAUAUCAAUCCUCCAGGGACAUCGAAGAAACAGCUCAAGAAACCUUUGAAUCGAUGGAAGAUGGCAGCACAAAGCGACCGUUGAUCAAAGAAGGCAAUUGGGGUCAUUCAACACAACCGUCGACCCCCAGAGCAGAUGACGAUAAUCGUCUGUCAUCGGUUAUUAGUCUUCUCUCACCUGAAGUAACCAAAUCAAGCAUUUGGACAGUCGACGAUGAUCACCCAUCGAUGAUCAGUCUCAUCUCUCCCUCAGUCUGCAAAAUCCGUUCUGGUAAUAAGCGAGCAUUAGAUCAUACAGACAUCAUUGAUCUCACAUACUCGCCGAAAUCAAUGUGUGAUAAUGUUUAUAUCAUUGGAUGAGUAGAAUGUUGGAAUAAGAAUCAGUUGCCUUGUGCUUUUUAUCAUUCCAUUGUAAGAUUGUUCUCUCUCAUUUGUUGGAGAAACGCUACUGCGAUCACUCAUCAUGUGCUCAUAAGGUAGAGAUUCCAAAGGCCCAGUCAUCACGUAGCUACCAGGUGCAAGACCUAUUCAUCAUGUGGCUACAAGAUGCACAUUAAAUAGAGGUUCAAAGGUCGAGAAGGCCCAGUCAUCAUGUGGCUACGCCGUUAAAAUCGAACAGAGAUUGGUCAUAACCGAUUUUUUUUUUUUUUGAACUAAUACACGUCUAACCCACCUACUGAAUGGACCAGUCUGAUUUUCCGUGUGCAUGUAGACAGUGGACCAUCCACUUUGAAAUUGCAUGCAUUGCCAUGGAAAUGAAA